Molecule: messenger RNA, 2158 nt
Organism: Aspergillus costaricaensis CBS 115574
Lineage: Eukaryota; Fungi; Ascomycota; Eurotiomycetes; Eurotiales; Aspergillaceae
Exons: 4
Coding region: 111-1778 (555 amino acids)
Biological process (GO): positive regulation of transcription by RNA polymerase II
Cellular component (GO): nucleus
Molecular function (GO): DNA-binding transcription factor activity, RNA polymerase II-specific; zinc ion binding; transcription cis-regulatory region binding
Source: RefSeq, a predicted model, not a curated record
GGCCCUGCUUUUGAUCAGGUUACAUGUCAAGUCUGACAGGACAUUCCUCCCCGACAGGCACACCGCGAGUAAGUGGAGCAACGGCAAGCACGCGAUAGAACCGAUAGACGAUGCAUGGGCUCGGCAGGAGGACUCGGUCCAAGACCGGUUGUCGCACGUGUAGAAUCCGCAAGGUCAAAUGCGACGAAGAGAAACUAUUCGUUCCUGGCCAGCAGGAGCCACAAUGCCGGCGUUGCACUGCGGCCCGGAUCGUAUGUGAGUGGAAGGGCGGCCCCAUCCCCCGGGGUCCAGCUAAAAGGCCCGGAAGAGACACUCGCCCGCUGGAAGCGCAGAUGGUCUGUCAGCCUAUCCCGUCUCCUGCGCGUUCUUUAUCGCCCACUGGUGGUGCUGGGAACAGCAUCCAAGCGGCCAAUUCGUUGGUUAUAUCGGACUUUGAUCGCUCGUGUUUGAACUAUCUUCAGGAUUCUGCGCUGGUCGUGAUCCUUGUCAAAGAACCCAUGGUUAUGAGCAUGAUGUUGGCGACUACGUCGAGUGAGAUCAACCGGUCGCGUUUGUACGACCGGGACAAAACGGACGGACAUUGUACCAUUGAGAGUUUGUCCGACAUGGACAGUAGGUUGCACUAUGGCCGGGCUCUCUCUGGUCUUCGGGAAGCGCUGAAACCAGACGUCAAGUCCCCGGCGCAGAUCGAAGCCAUCUUCAUUACCUUGUGGAUGAUGAUUGAUUAUGAGAACCGAUUCGGCAGCGGGACUGCUGGAAUUAAUAUUCACAUCCGCGGAAUCGAGAGUCUACUCUUCAACCAUGUCGUCCCGUCACUCAAACAACUAGAGCCUCCAAAUGUCGCAAAUAGAGAGACAAGCUCGCCGACUGCACUAUGUAAUGUCGCAGAUGAGGCCCAGAGCAUGAGCGCAUGUGACAGCCCUGUGCUGCAACAGACUGCGGAUUUGUCCAAACACAGACUUCGACAUACAGCGGUCCCUCUUUUUCUGCUUUGGACUCUGUACUUUUUCACACCGGGCGCUUUGCUCUCUGGCCCAGGUGCUGCCAGGCUCGAUGCCGACCUGUUCCGGUUUUUCAUGCAAGACGAAGCAGGAAGUGCGGGUUUGAGUCUUUCUGAGCUGUAUAGGAUUGGCAGACAGUCCCCGUCUCGAUUCUGGGGCGAUUCCUACCCCACCACCGCCCAAUUGGAUGAUAUGGAGAAUAUGCCGGGGCUAUCGUUGUAUCAUCGAAGUCAUGUACUGCAAUUCAAGAUCACGGAGUUAUUUCGGCAAGGAAAUCCUUCAAUCAAGUCGGGCCUUGAGAUCAUUAAUGAACUCACCGUAUUAUCUGAUGAAUUCGACACCUUGUUGAGUUCCGCCAAGUCUGCGCCCUCGUGUGAAGUCGUAGGUGACGGACGUCGCGUGAUGGAAACGAUCUUUUGGGCAGCCAUUACUUACUACGGCACAAUUGUGUACUUUCACCUGUGCUUCAAAGACACCCUGGCCAAAGGACUGCAGGGUGCAGGGAUGAUGACCCUGCAUGAUGCCGUUUCCCAGGUUCUGGAACUUUCUUUGAAGCUACAUCGCAGCAGACCGCACUUGAUGGUGCGCAUCACGUGGCCUCUCUUCAUCGCGGGGAUUGCCACGUCCGACAGAAUAUACCAAGACUGGGUGUCAUUUCGGCUGCGCGAGCUUGGUCGCUACGGGCUCAACUACAGCCGAGUCAGCGCACGGUUUGACGAGAUUAUCCAAGGAGGCGAUCCAUUUGCGCACGGACGAAGGCCAUUGUGCGCACAGUAGUGCACUCGAUUAGACGCUGAAGUGAGUUGAUAGGAUGUCUGCAUCCCAGUGGCAACGAUGAUAAGGCUAGAAUAGCCCGGGGAUCUGCCUGACGUGUUUUCUAGAAAGUUUCGGGAAGAGGAUCCUAGCCAAAUCGUGGGGUCUUCCCCGACUGCCAACAUAUGCUACGCUCUAGCCAUGCAGCUAGUGGUCGUACAUUAACGCACUCAUUCAGGGCCUGCCAUGCACAACGAUUAUGCUUGGUUCUGAAGUGACAUCGUGGUCAUAGUGACGACCCUGUUCGAACGAGUCAAAUGGACAUGAACAGACUUAGAGUUUGCCAACCAUAGCACUAGUCUUGGCAAAAGAUAUACGCGGGAACAAAGACUUUCCAUUGCGGU